Molecule: messenger RNA, 3846 nt
Organism: Limanda limanda (common dab)
Lineage: Eukaryota; Metazoa; Chordata; Actinopteri; Pleuronectiformes; Pleuronectidae
Gene: dhx36
Product: DEAH (Asp-Glu-Ala-His) box polypeptide 36
Exons: 26
Coding region: 257-3535 (1092 amino acids)
Cellular component (GO): intracellular anatomical structure; cytoplasm; nucleus
Molecular function (GO): DNA helicase activity; G-quadruplex RNA binding; ATP binding
Source: RefSeq, a predicted model, not a curated record
GAAAGGAGCAAGCCUGUGAUUUUAUUUUGACAACAGCUUCUCAGUGUUGCUAUUUUACGACUGAACGCUGUGCCAUGAACUAAACUACACACAUAUUUAUUAAGAAACUAAAUUAAUGCAGCUCAUGACCUGGGCAUCAUGAUUUAAAUCUGAGUUUAAAGUCCACAAAUCCAUCCGGCGCGGCUCGUUGCUAGGUGUUAGCCAUUAGCUUCGUAGGAGCAGGUUCAGUGUUAUCUGCUGCUGCUCCUGCGGCGGGAUGAGUUACGGAUACGGUGGUGGUGGUAGUGGAGGAGGUGGGAGGAGAGGCCGAAGAGGAGGUCGAGGGCACCGGGACGGGAGCAGAGAGAGGUGGGACAGAGAUGGAGGAGGAGGAGGAGGAGGAGGAGGAGGAGGAGGUUUCAGAGGAUCCAGAUCUGACUCUGGCCAGUGGCGAGGAGGAGGAAGAGGAGAAGAAGGAGAAGAAGGUGGACCCCGGGACCGUCCUCCUCCACAUCUGAAGGGCCGGGACAUCGGGAUGUGGUACGCGAGAUUCGGAGCCGUGAGGAGGAAACAGGCCGACAGGAGAUCGCGACCGGUGGUCCAGAUGGAUGAGGCCAGAGAGCAGCACAUUACCAAGCUGCUAAAUUCUGUCCAGUAUGACCACCCUGGUCAGGAGAGAGGCAGCAGGGGAGCGAGAGCCUCUACGUCUGGUAAUUGGCAAACAGAUGCCAACAGAAGUAGUCACUGCUACUUUGAUGGAGAAUUGCCCAAAGAGGUAAAAAAGGAGAGAGAUUCCACAUCUGAGGAGGAGGAAGAAGAAGAAGUUAGCUCGGGCCAGAAGAAAGCAUCUAACAAGAAACAUCGUAACUUAACUCCAGCAGUCGUUAAAGAUGAAAUUCCGGACACAUGGGAUGAUGACGAGCCCCAGGAAGAGGAGAAGGAGGAGAAAGAGAAACCGAGACACAGAGACAAGGAUGUAGAAUUCUUAUUCCAUGAAAAAGUCAGAGAUAGUUCACUGGACGAUUUCUUACAGAGAGAUCUGCAAAGCAAGAAAUCAGAUCCAAAGUACAAAGAAAUGCUGAAAUUCAGGGAAAAACUACCAUCUUAUCGGAAAAGAGAGGAACUGGUGGAGCUGAUCAACUCUAGCCGUGUCCUGGUUGUGAGUGGGGAGACUGGGUGUGGAAAGACAACGCAAGUCACCCAAUUCAUCCUGGACGACUACAUCAACAGAGGCGUUGGAUCGAUGUGCCGUGUCGUGUGCACGCAGCCUCGUCGCAUCAGUGCCAUCUCUGUAGCAGAGCGUGUAUCAGCAGAGAGGGCUGAAAGUGUAGGGAAUGGAAAUUCAUCUGGUUACCAAAUCCGUCUACAGAGCCGGUUACCACGGAAACAAGGUUCGAUCCUGUACUGUACAACUGGCAUUAUUCUUCAGUGGCUUCACUCAGACCCCUUGUUGUCCAGUAUCAGUCACCUGGUGCUAGACGAGAUCCACGAGAGGAACCUGCAGUCGGACGUUUUGCUAAUCAUUGUGAAGGACCUGCUCGCCCGCCGGGAUGAUCUCAAGGUCAUCCUCAUGAGUGCCACGCUCAACGCAGAGAAGUUCUCCAAAUACUUUGACAACUGUCCAAUGGUUCACAUCCCCGGUUCGACUUUCCCAGUGGAAGAGUUCCUACUUGAGGACAUUAUAGAGAUGACCAGCUACUGCCCCCAGAGUCAGGACCGUCGGCCCUCAUGGAAGAAAGGCUUUUGGCAGGGGCAGAACUCCAGACCCGAGAAGGAGGAGAAAGAGGCAGAAUACAAGGACAGUUGGCCUUGCUAUCAACGCACACUGCAGAACAGAUACUCUGAAAACACAAUUUCUACACUAGAGAUGUUGGACGGUAAUGACAAGAUUGACCUGGAGCUUAUCUUGACACUGAUCCGCCACAUUGUGCUCAAUGAUGAGGAAGGAGCGAUCCUGGUUUUCCUCCCAGGCUGGGACGACAUCAGCAAACUCAAUGAUCUGCUCAUGGCUCAGCAGAUGUUCAAAUCAGACCGGUUCGUUAUCAUCCCCCUGCACUCCCUCAUGCCCACCGUAAAUCAGACGCAGGUGUUCAAAAGGCCUCCUCCUGGAGUUAGAAAGAUAGUGAUUGCCACCAACAUAGCAGAGACCAGCAUCACCAUAGACGAUGUUGUAUAUGUGAUCGAUGGAGGAAAGAUCAAGGAGACCAACUUUGACACCCACAACAACAUCAGCACCAUGACGGCCGAGUGGGUCAGCCUGGCCAACGCCAAGCAGAGGAAAGGACGCGCCGGCAGAGUGUGCCCGGGGAAGUGCUACCAUCUGUACAACGGUCUCAGGGCCAGCCUGCUGGACGCCUAUCAAUUACCCGAAAUUAUGAGGACACCGCUGGAGGAGCUGUGCCUGCAGAUUAAGAUAUUGAAGCUUGGGUCUAUAGCUCGAUUCCUGGAGAAAGCCCCUGACCCCCCCACUGAGAGGGCCAUCAGUCUGGCCAUCAAGAACCUCGUAGACUUGAAUGCCCUGGACCACUCUGAGAAUCUGACAGCGCUGGGUUUCCACCUGGCUCGUCUGCCCGUGGAGCCUCACAUCGGCAAACUGAUCCUGUUCGGAGCUCUGCUGGGCUGCCUCGACCCCGUGCUCACCAUCGCCGCCUCGCUCAGCUUCAAAGACCCUUUCUUCAUCCCCCUGGGUAAAGAGAAGAUGGCAGACAUGAGGAGAAAGACCCUGUCCAGAAACUCAAAGAGUGACCACCUCACCAUUGUCAACGCCUUCCAGGGCUGGGACGAAGCCAAGCGCCGCGGUUUCAGGUAUGAGAAGGAGUUCUGCUGGGACAACUUCCUGUCAGCCAACACUCUGCAGAUGCUGCACAACAUGAAGGGUCAGUUUGCUGAGCAUCUUGUGCAUGCAGGCUUUGUCAGCAGCAAGGACCCCAGAGACCCCAAAUCUAAUGUCAACUCGGACAAUGAGAAGUUAAUCAAAGCGGUGAUUGCCGCAGGUCUGUACCCGAAGGUGGCCAAGAUCAGACCAUCGCACAGCAAAAAGAGGCCGGGGGUUAAGGUCUACACCCAGGCGGAUGGAAAGGUGAACAUCCAUCCGAAGUCGGUCAACGCCGAAGAGACAGAGUUCAACUACAAGUGGCUCGUCUAUCACCUCAAGAUGAGAACGAGCAGCAUCUUCCUGUACGACUGCACCGAAGUCUCCCCAUUCUCGCUGCUGUUCUUCGGAGGCGACAUCAGCAUCCAGACGGACGAGGGCCAGGAGACCAUCGCUGUGGACCAGUGGAUCGUCUUCAAUUCCCCGGCACGCAUCGCUCACCUCGUCAAGAGUUUAAAGAAUGAGUUGGAUUCCCUACUGGAGGAGAAAAUCCGUAACCCGGCGCCUGUGGACUGGCAGAACCGUGAGUCCAAAGACUGCGCUGUCAUCUCGGCCAUCAUAGAUCUGAUCACCACCCAGGAGACGCCUACAGGUGGCACUAAGAGCUACAACAGGCCGUGGGCGUCGGCCCCUAGAGGGCCACGGAUUCAAUUCAAUGACGAUGACGACGACGACGAUGAUUAGAAGUGGACAGCCUUUUGGCUGGCUUUGAAAAGAGGAGGAAUGACUGACUGCAUCCUUGGACCCAGAGGUUGGUUGAGAUAUUUAUGAUAACCAGCUGGACUCCUUCACACUGCUCUCUGGACGCUGGAGCACUGGAAGAUGGCGCGCACUUGAAUGACUCCUGUUUGCUGUCGUCGUCUACUUGGUCGUUAUUAUGCGAGGACCAAUCCAUGUUCAAAUACUCUACCGUAGCUGUUUUGUUUGUUUCAUUCGUACAUUUUUUGUUUUGGAUAAAUCACACUCUUGUUUUUUCAGCAAUGUCACAUAACAGA